AUGCCUACGUUUCUGAACCCCUUCCAGAAACAUGAUGUUUCGGACUUUCCGGACACCUAUGUCCCCCUCUCUCAAGCUCAGCGGCACCCUUCGGUCGUCGACGCCUACGGUAACAACUUGGCGGGACUUGCACCUGGCACAGAUGGCGACAAGGAUUACGGAAAGGACAUCAAAGGCGAUGACAGCCCAACUAAGUCAGGCAGCUUCAAGAAUGCUGCCGAGGGUGGUGUCGACGAGCUCACUCUAGAUGCGCUGCGGGCUGAGAUCGAUGCUGAUGUUUCGGCCUACGGCCAUGACUCCGCGUACGACCGCAAAGCAAAAGUAAUUAACAAGGCCUUGAUGGACAUCGGUAUGGGUUCCUACCAGUGGCAGCUUUUCGUUCUUUGCGGUUUUGGCUGGCUGGCAGACAAUCUCUGGCUCCAGACUGUGGCCUUAACUCUGCCAUCCUUGACCUCGGAGUUUGGUCCCAGUGAGACCCAUGUCAGAUACACCACCUGUGCCACCUUCAUCGGCCUGUGCAUCGGAGCGUCUUUCUGGGGGGUGGCUUCGGACGUCAUUGGGCGACGUCUCGCUUUCAAUGCGACCCUCUUCAUUGCUGGUAUCUUUGGUCUAUCAAUUGGAGGUGGACCCAAUUGGAUUGGAACAUGUGGUCUGUAUGCUGCUUUGGGCGUUGGAAUCGGCGGCAACCUUCCCGUUGAUGGCGCCCUUUUCUUGGAAUUCAUCCCAGCCGCAUCGCAAGGUCUCUUGACCCUUCUCUCAGUCUGGUGGCCUGUCGGACAAUUGCUGACAUCGCUUUUCGCUUGGGGCUUUCUUGUCAAGUAUAAAUGCGAUUCGGAGCUAAAGGCUUGCAGUCUGGUUGGUCCCGGUGAAGCAUGUUGCCACAAGAAUAUGAAUUGGGGCUGGCGUUACCUCAACAUUACCUGCGGCGCCCUCACCUUUCUGAUGUUUUCUGCCCGCUUCUUCUUCUUCCAUUUGUUUGAAUCGCCAAAAUUCUUGCUUUCCCGUGGACGCCAGUCAGAAGCAGUCGCUACCGUGCAUGGCAUCGCCUGGAAGAAUGGGAAGAAGACAUGGAUAUCUGAGGAAGUAUUAAACGCCAUUGGAGGUGAUCCAGAAGUUGUGAGCGGCCAAAAGCUUUCUUUCACCGAGACUAUCAGUCGAUUCUUCAGCAAAUUCUCCACCCAAAGGAUCGGUCCACUUUUCGCCAACAAGAAGCUCGGCAUCACUACGGGGCUUAUUUGGUUCUGUUGGACAACAAUCGGCAUGGGCUAUCCAUUGUUCAAUGCCUUCUUGCCACAGUACUUGGCACAAUCAGGCAAUAAUGGGCCACAGUCGAACGAUAUUGUCUACCGCAACUACGCUAUUACGUCGAUUGUAGGUGUACCAGGGAGUAUUAUCGCCUAUUUCACCGUGGACAUCAAGUAUAUCGGGCGCAAAGGCACAAUUGCUAGCUCAACGCUGAUUACCGGAAUUUUCGUAUUUCUUUUCACGGCAAGCACUGAUUCGAAUUUUCAGCUUGCUUUUACCUGCCUCGAGGCCUUUUUCCAGAAUAUCAUGUACGGCGUGCUCUACGCGUACACUCCUGAAGUCUUCCCUGCUCCCAACCGUGGGACAGCUGUCAAUGCUGGUGAGGCGAAUCCAAAGGCGCCUAUCUAUGCUUCUGGAGGCUUGUUCAUAGCUGCAUUCAUUGCUAUGUGCUGCUUUCCUAUCGAAACACGGGUUCUCUCAGCGCGAUCCAUCAUAGCAUUGAACGCGGUCUCAAAGCGGUUCUACGAUAUAACCUCCGACAACGAGCUUUGGAGGCAUCGCUGCUUCAACGAGUCGCCCUCCCAGUAUGCUCGACCAUACGGUCUUUCUCGCUCUCGAUCCGUUCGAAAACAGCUACAGGAACGGACAGCACUGAAUUUGGAAAGAGCGUUGACAGGAUCCAGUGGCCGUACCCUCGUACAAGGCAAUGCCAGAAGUCGCAGUCUGGGAAGAUCUGCCGGAGGCGCUGAAGAAUCCAUUUCGCCUGAAAACAGACGUUUCGCAAGCCAAAUAAAUGGCGAUCGUAACAUUGCCAGCUGGGAUCCUACGGUGCCGGGGGAGAAAGUAGACUGGUAUCAGGAGUACAUUGCAAGACACGCUCCUUUGGCUCUAGACUGGUUACCCCCUCCCCAGCCAAGACAGGGAUUAGAGACUAGAGGCCUUGAAGCCAAAGGUGUUGGCAUUCUCAACAAUGAGAAAGUCCUAGCGCCCCUAGAGGACGGCAGCAUAUGUAUCUGGGAUAUCGGAGACUCUUUCACAAGCAUCACGGCGCGUAGUUCACCGGGUAUACUGACAAAACCAUCACUUGGGUCUCUGAGAAGGCCCCAGCUGUCAUCCUCCCCUGCAUCGAAUUCAGCAGUGACCGAGAUUGGGAGCGUUGAAUGCGUCUCCGUCGACUCUUCCCUCGGUAGGGCUUACAUGGCUAUAGAAGAUCAACUCCAUGAAGUCGAUCUCAAUACCCUUCAGAUGGUCACGAGUCAUCACUAUCCCCAACAUAUCACUGCUCUUUCCGAGGGGUCACACCCUGCACCUUUGACUGUGGGUACAACGCAAUCUUUGCAUAUUCAUGAUCCUCGUAUGGGGCGGAGUAAUGAUAUGCCAGCUACAAAUAUCAGGGAGUACUUAGAAGAUGGCAAGGCGCAGGACUUUCAUCGAAUAUAUACUGGAGACUCUAUCCACGCCAGCCUUGAACCAUUACCGUUGUCGAUCCUCCAUAAUGGUACCAACAUGAUCCAUGUUGCUGGUCGCUUUCCUAGUAUACUGAAUUAUGACCGUCGACACUUUCCUCAGAUAUCAUCGACCGUGCACACAGGUGCAAGACUCAGCUGCAUAGCUCACGUUCCAUCUGACACUCCCAGCACGAGUACUCUGGCAGCAGCAGGCGAAUACGGUACUAAGGGCUCCUUAGAACUUUACCACUUAUCAGAAACAGGGUCCCUAGCUGGGGAACCAACCAGAAAUCGUGCCACCACCUCAAGUAGUAAAUGCCUUUCUCUGGUCGCGCAAGGCACACGGUUGCUCUUUUCAGACUCCGAUGGAUUACUGAAAUGGGUGGAACGAGAUUGCUCAACGCUCGUACGGCGGUGGAAUGUCAAUACCACCUAUUCCAGUACUCUAAAUGAACCUGGCAGACCAUCAACGACAAGUGGCAUAUUCAAUGCCGAAAUUAACGCGGGCGACGUUGCACGCAAAUUGAUCUCAGUCGACGGCCAUGAUGCAAAGGGCGAUAUAGUGAUAUGGACUGGUGAGAGGAUUGGAGUUAUGAGUUACGGGCAGCAGCGAAAAGAUUUAAGUGGUAAGGGGAAGGGCAGGGGCAAGGCGUCACCUGACAUAAGAAAAGAGCCAGCUUCCGAUACUCCCAGCGACGAAGAACGAGACUACUCGACGAUGAUGAGGAGAGCGCUGGAGAAGCAGGCCGACGAGGUAAGAUUUGUCAGAGGUCUAGGACUUGGAAACCGAGCUAUGCAGACGCUGUGCCCCAAGGAUAACGAGCGAAAUGGAGCCAGGCAGAAGGGGCGAGUCGAACCGCAACGUUUAUUCCGCCGACGGCAUCUCAAGGGUUAUAGCCCUUGUCGUUUCGCCUCCCCAGAGUCCUAG
Molecule: messenger RNA, 3621 nt
Organism: Bacidia gigantensis
Lineage: Eukaryota; Fungi; Ascomycota; Lecanoromycetes; Lecanorales; Ramalinaceae
Exons: 5
Coding region: 1-3621 (1206 amino acids)
Biological process (GO): transmembrane transport
Molecular function (GO): protein binding; transmembrane transporter activity
Source: RefSeq, a predicted model, not a curated record